AUGUCAAGCUACGUCCGCAGAGCAUUUUGUGCCUAUGCAGCAGCAGCGGCUGUCACCAUAGUGCCACUGACCUCAAGGGGACAGGACGUUCCUGUUCACCAUAGCGCUCAGGCUGGCUUAGCUCAGGCCCCACAAAUGCCACCCACUGCAUCUGCACCCUAUGGCUACCACCACAUACCGUCUGACCCAGCUGCUGCUCCCCCACCUCCCCCUGUGCACAGUCACCAUGGAUACGGUACUCAUGAUCCGUCGAUAUCCCAGCACAGUCACGACGGCGUCAAUAUGGGCGCUCUGCCAAAUCCAUACACCCUGUGGGAACAGUCAUCUGGCACGACGGAGCUAAGUACCCAUUCUUGGAAGCCUCCUCUAUCCCAAGAGAACCUCAGUUUCUGGGAUGUCGCGAUGUCAACUGUUCCAUCGGAAGACCACAUCGUGCUAAUGCCAGGAGAGGCCAACAGAACAGGCCAGUUCUGGCACCGCAAUGCAAUUUCCGCUGUCUACUUUGAGGUGCAGUUUGGGUUCGGCGUGUUCGGCAGAGAUCCAACAACUCACCCUGAAGGACCAGCUGGUGGCGAUGGUCAGCCCGAGGGAUUUGCAUUUUGGUAUGUAUAUGAGCCCUACGCGAGCGUCUACCCUCGAUCGCCGGAGGAGCAAGCCAACUGGAACCUCAUAGGAUACAAAAAUAACCCGAAAGGAUUUGGAGUUAUCUUUAAAACAGUGGAUCAGGCAGGCAACAUCAAUCCGUCCAUUUCAUGCAUCCAUAACACCGAGGACAACCGAGAACUAGCGAAGGAAAUCUCGGCUUCCUCUGCCUUUUUCUAUCAAUACAGGAAUAAAUCCACUCCAGUCCUUUUCCGCGUCAUAGUUGGAAAUCAGGGAGUUGUUGCUCAAAUUCGGGAGUCUGUCGCCUCAGCGUGGGUCACUGCCUGCUCACUUGAGCAUGUUCACUUGCACGCUCACGGUUUCAUCGGUUUUACAGCCCAUAAUGGGAUAGGCUCAAGUCAAGCGCCAACAGGAAAUCAACCUACGGGAGAUCAGGUUGUGUUGAACUUUGUGAAAGUGUGGAGUCUAGACCAUAUCCCCACUCAACCCGCUGCCCCUGUACCCCAACAUGCAGUUCACCCUAUGGAAACACAGCCGGUUGCAACAAGCCCUCAUGCGCAUUCCGCCCACCCUGAGCAUUACGGGAUCUAUCCAGGAGCCACACAUGACACCUCUCAUAUAGGUUUUGACGCGAGCCACGCAGACCAAACUCUGAUGAGGAUGUUGACGUCCAUUGGGAACCAAAUAAGCAUGCUCAGUGUUGAAGUGAGCGAUUUGCGGCAAGAUCUCAGGAAGCUCUGGGGUGAGGAAGGGCCAGAAGCUGUGAGGUCUAUCAAGUCGGAGCUAACUGGUUUUAAGGAUCUGUUUAAACGCCAUUCUCAGCAGCACACUUCAGCGCUACAUAACAUUCACAAACAUGUGGAAACUAAGUCAGGCUCAGCACACGACAGGGACUCGCCAAUUCUGUCUCGGCUGACCGAUUUGUCCAGCCAACUGGAAAAAGAUAUUGCAGUUAAGCACGCAAGCGCAUUCCUCCUCGCUAUGGCAGCGCUCGUUCUGGUCGUUUUAUUUGCGUUGUGUUCGUGGAGGAAAUUCCGGGCCAUAGAGAAAAAACAUAUGCUUUGA
This is a messenger RNA of Eimeria necatrix, 1668 nucleotides long. RefSeq names its product lectin-domain protein, putative. Gene Ontology annotation, cellular component: endoplasmic reticulum membrane; endoplasmic reticulum-Golgi intermediate compartment; COPII-coated ER to Golgi transport vesicle. NCBI's taxonomy places the organism in Eukaryota, Apicomplexa, Conoidasida, Eucoccidiorida, Eimeriidae. The transcript has 5 exons. Gene Ontology annotation, molecular function: D-mannose binding. Bases 1 to 1668 code for a protein of 555 amino acids. The record is from RefSeq and is a predicted model, not a curated record. Gene Ontology annotation, biological process: Golgi organization; endoplasmic reticulum to Golgi vesicle-mediated transport; endoplasmic reticulum organization.